Mycena citricolor is the source of this 400-nucleotide messenger RNA. The record is from the annotation of a GenBank genome assembly. NCBI's taxonomy places the organism in Eukaryota, Fungi, Basidiomycota, Agaricomycetes, Agaricales, Mycenaceae.
AUGACUUGUACCACAGACUUUGUGUCUUUAGGUACAGCUAAUGUAUAGCUCCUGUGUCUUACACUCGCUGAGACUUUGUGUCUUUAGGUGAUAGCUACUGGUCAUAUCUCCACUGCACGAUAUUGUCUGUGACAGUUGAUUCAAUGAAUACAAGCUCUGGAAGUCAGGUCAUGUGUUCAAUUCAUGCUGCUGCCAAGGUGUUGUCUUUCGAUCUGCUCUUUGAGCUUUCCAAGUACGAGCUGUUGCAUGAUGCCUUCCUUCCUUCCCAAGACUCACUGGCAUAUGUGUCCUACUCUGUGCAACCCUUGGAACAUAUAAUUAAGCAUAGUCCUGUUUUAUUCAUCCGUUCACAGUUUACACCAUGUCUCUGCGCUGCAGAGCAAAUGAAUCAGUGAUCGAA